CAGAGCAGUACACACCCACUUUUUUUUCCAAAAUACUUUCGGCCGUGUACACAUUUCGGUAGUCGUAAACAGACGCUACCGCUCGGUCAACCAUGGCAAAGUCAAAUGAUCUGAAAACGUUUCUGGAGUCCUCCCUGAAUGAGAUAUUUAAGGCCACAGUGAGUGACAUCCUUGAUUCGGUGGACCAGACUCUGUCCGAGUUUCAGGGCAUAAUACGGAGGAUCGAGUCUGAAAACGAUAGCCUGAAGCAGCUGCUGUACGCACAGAGGAGCACGGAGUCUGCUGCUAGCGAUGCUAAUGAACAAGAUGCAUCUGCCCACUUUCCAACCUCAGAAUGGAAUGAUUUACCUAUCAACUCCAACGGAAGCUUGUUCAAGGUGUCCAUAUACAACAGUGACAAGAAGAGCUUCAGGAGGAAGCAGAGGGACAGGGUGAAGGAUAGCAGCUCCUCAACCUGCUUCUCACCACGGACUGAUAAUACUCCAGGAGGACACUUUUUGACCAUUGCAGAAGCGCAUGUCUCCACCCAUGAUAUGGUAACUGUAAAAACAGAGCCUUGCCUUGAAGAAAGUGAGGCUAUUGACCUUUCCCAGCCUCCAGUUCUUCUCAAUCUGUCAGUGAAGCAUGUUAAGAAUGAGAGCACAGAGGUGAGUUGUGAUGGUCAGGAUGCAUAUGAACCUCUGAUGCCAUCUACAGGCCUUGAGCAGGACUUCAAAAGCAGUGACAGUGAGGUUAAAGUCGACGUUGUUUCUGGUAGUUGCAUGCUGGAUGGACAGCACAUUAAGACUGAAGAAGAGGAAAAUAAUGGGGUGUUGGAGUAUGAUGAAGAUUUCUCUAAUCAAGAGAUGAGGGGUGGAUUAGAAUAUGUCCCUGAAUUGAAAAUACAUGAAGACAGAAGUGGAAAUGGCGAAGUAGUGACCGGUGAGGAAAAUAAUGCACCUGCUGGUUCUGCAGGUGAAAUUGUGGAAGUUCGUCAGAACAUUUUGCGCUGUCCUUCUUGUCCCAAAACAUUUAGUCGCCCAAAUUCGCUCAACGUCCACCUCAGAACUCACACUGGCGAGAAAGCACAUACUUGCUGCUACUGCGGUAAGCGCUUCGGCCGAGCCGAUCUCCUGAAAUCUCACAAGAGAACACAUACAGGAGAGAGACCUUACAGCUGCAACUUGUGCAGUAAAACAUACCCCCACCCCAGUCAGCUCAGGAUACACAAACGGAUCCACACCGGAGAGAAGCCGUACAGCUGUACGCAUUGUGGGAAGUGCUUUAACGAGCACAACCAGCUCAAGGUCCACCUGCGGACUCACACGGGGGAGAGGCCGUACAGCUGCCAGGAGUGCGGAAAAACCUUUAGUAAUGCAGGAAAUCUCAGAAUACAUGAGAGGAUCCACACAGGUGAGAAGCCGUAUUGCUGCACUCAGUGUGGGAAGAGAUUCAACGGCUUGGGUGACCUGAAAACACACUACAGGAUUCACACAGGGGAGCGGCCCUACAGCUGCAAGCUGUGCAAGAAGACCUUCAGCCAGACAGGACACCUCACCAUACACAUGAGGAUGCACACAGGAGAGAGACCGUAUAGCUGCGAUGAAUGUGGCAAGAAGUUCACAGUGGCCAGCAGCCUUAAACUGCACCAAAGGACUCACACAGGGGAGAAGGAGUACAGCUGCUCGUACUGCAAUAAGAGCUUCAGCAGGUCAGGGCACCUGAAGAGACAUGAGCUGGUCCACACCAAAGAGAAGGUGUUUGUCUGCAGCGAGUGUGGGAAGAACUACACAGACCAGUCAUCGCUGAGAAAACACAUGAAGAUACAUGCAGCCCAGGAGCAGAAGAGUUCAAGUGAGGCAAGCACCAGUGAGGCAUAAAUGAACCUGUUUGACUGUCAACAACGGAGAAAAUAAAACAGAAAAUAACUGCUGUAUUUGAUAACACAAAGUUAACUAAAAUCAAGGUCCACUUGCUCGCUUUUCUUCCAGAGCCUUUAAACUCAUGGUGAGAAAAAUAUUCUGCACACAAUUUUACUAGCCUUUGAGUAGAAACAAAAACAAAAUAUACUUCCAGUAUUGGUGUAAUAACACUAUAGGGGAUGUCCCUAGCUAUCAAUUUCUAAGGUAUUACAUGCAACUUUGAAUUCAGACAAGGUUACUGGUUUAAAGCUAUGAAAACACACAGAAAUGCAUUUGGGAUUGAGCACAAUAAAUCAGACACAACUGAACACAGGAUUGCAAUGUCAGUGGGUUAACAAUGUCAGAUUGGCUAGCAGUGCUAGCGCAGCCCGUCUCCAGUCCUCCUUGGAUGUUACAUCUAUGUCUCUUUUUAUGUUGGUUGGAAAUUAUCCAGUUUAAUUUGACAUGACCUGUAUGCAAGUUUGUCUCCAUUCUCUAUAUCAGAAUACUGAAUAACCCCUAUGUGCUGUUAGAUGGGACCACUAAGCUGUGGCUAAAAUAUUAAAUCACAAUUAUACUUACUUCGUAUUAAGAUCACAGUUAUCAAUCAUGAUAAAAUAAAUGUUUCCUGUUGCCUCAAGGGGCAGCUACAGCCUAGUAUUGCUGCAUGGUUGACUCCUUAAAACCAGAGUGACUCCUUAUAACUGAGGUCAUUUUGCCUUUUUUUGUAAAUCAGCAGCUGCCUUUCAAUCUUAAGCUCUCUCACUUUUCAAACUUACCAGAGUGCAUCGCGUGGCUCUCUGUGCUCCUCACUUAAAUUGAGGUGAGAGCUGUUUUGAUAGGUGGGGCAGUGCACAGGUGGUGUUGUAAAGAUGGGCUCAGUUUACCACUCACGACAAAAUAAGCACAACAAGCCAGUAAUCAUUCAGUCUUAAUAAGUAGAGCUGUUCCGAUUCCAGUACCAGUAUCGGAAAUAUGUCCGAUACUGCUUAAAAUGCAGGUAUUGUUAUCAGCGAGUACAUGAGUUUAUGCACCAAUGCAACGCCGUUUGGUUUAACUAUAUAUUUUGCUUAGUAUAACCAUGCUAAAUGUUAGCACUAUAAACGGGAAAUCACUGCAUGCACGAGUUACCGUGUUUAGAGCACCAAAGAAGAACUAAAUGAGUCACUGCGGCAGCAAAGACUGGUGGUUGCGUGACAUUUUUCUCUAAAUGUGAUCAUUAAAAUAUAGUCCUUACAGGCGCAGCUGUACAGGACAAGAAGUGACACAGUUUGAAUAACUUGAACUCUAAAUCUUUGCCCCCUACUUGUUAUUCCUCUUGAAGCUAGACGUUGUCCCAUCCCAUUGACGCUUUUGAUGCCUUUGAAUCCCGUUGGCAGCAUUUUCAGCGAGCCUGGAACUCCUGUGACUUUUUUGGACUUUAAUGGUAAAAUCCACACCAGUAAACUUCAUACUGAACAUCUUUUUAUCCAUUUUAAUCCAAUUACUGUCAUUUAUUACUGCUAUCUUGAAUGCUAUUUUUUUACGUAUUGUUUACUGUUCAUGAGGGUCUGUCAGCCAAUGGCAGGCUGUUCCUUAAUCACAUCAUGCUGCCUGAAUGGAGAAAGACAGGAGCCUGUGAAGCACCAUGUGUUAUUGUUAUUUUAAUGUUAAGCAGUAAAACUCAAUAAUCAGCAGAAACCCAACUCUAGGAUCACAGAGAUGCUGUACAUGAUGGUUCUAUUUGUUGAGUCGUACUCUGAGUCAAAUAUAGGUCUAAAAUAAUUUACUAGUCUGCACAGUCAGUCCAGAAAGUUCACACCACAUCUUUGAACCCAAAAUCAGAACUGAAAUUUAAACACAGCUAAAAACCCAGAACCUGAACAUAACAUUAUGUUUCUUAAAACCAGUUUUUUUUGUUGUUCUUAAACAGCAGUUUUCAUAAGAAACAAAAAUACCUAAUAUUGCAGUAGAACCAAUUGUUUUGGUGGUAAGAAACAAGUUCAUUGUUGUACAAGUGGCUUUUGGUAUAAUCAGAGCCCUCUGAUCUAACACUCUAAAUGACCACAGUAAAAUGAUGCCUUGAUCAUUUAACCAAGCUGGACUUUAUGUCAUGAUGCUUUGAAUUGUUUGUGUGCCAUGGUUGAAAGCUCCAGAAAAAGAGCUACCAAAUGGACCUUUAGCUAGAAUAAUGUUCUCUGACUGCUGCUACAAGCAGCUAAACUGAGCUUCAAAGUUCAAUGACCUUAGACUAUCAAAGUGUAUGUGUUGUUUGUGGUACAGUGGAAUACACUGUUGUCUAAUCUUAGCUGUUUUAAGUACACACAAAUAUUUAUCUAAACUGUAAGAUACAUUUUUUUAAAAAAUGUGUUGAUUUCUAAGCUCUAAGUAUUCCUGUAUUAGUCUGCUCUCUCACAACACUGUAAAGAGCUAAAGGCAGAGAAUGGGACCAUCACAAAAAACUAAAUGAAAAUAAAUAUUGUCAUUGUGAAAGGUUGAGUUGAUGCUCAGCAAGUCCCUCAGUGUCCACAUUCUUUUGGAGAGCUUUUCAAAAUUUCCCAUAUAGGUCAAUAUAAGAACUAAUAAGAUGCUUCAGAUUUAUAUACUUGUAGUAACUACAGGUUUAGAAAUGUUCGAAAUCAGUGAUUCAAAGCAGAAGAUAAUAUAUUGCUGUAUAUAGCUUGAACUAUACAGACAACCUUCAUUAAACUGAUAAGAAUGUAUUAAUGCCAUAUGUUAAUGGAAAUAAUGCUACUGAAAAUAUUCAGUAAUGAUCGACCGGCUUUCAAUAGUUAAUUCAUAAUCAAUAGUAAGCUGAUCUGUGAAUGUGGAUUAUUUAAGGAUGUUUUAGACUCCUAACAUGAACACAUAGGAAUAAAUUGUCAUGUGAAUGAUAGCUGGGCUGAUUUUUGUUGUGGCUUCUUGUUGUAACACAUGUAAUCAUUCAAAACUAUGAGUGUUUGCUACCAGGAAUUUAUUAAAACUAGUUCUCUGUGUGAUUUGUGUCUAAAUUAAAGAAAAAUAAU
Molecule: messenger RNA, 4885 nt
Organism: Cheilinus undulatus (humphead wrasse)
Lineage: Eukaryota; Metazoa; Chordata; Actinopteri; Labriformes; Labridae
Product: zinc finger protein 723
Exons: 2
Coding region: 93-1859 (588 amino acids)
Biological process (GO): regulation of transcription by RNA polymerase II
Molecular function (GO): DNA-binding transcription factor activity; RNA polymerase II cis-regulatory region sequence-specific DNA binding
Source: RefSeq, a predicted model, not a curated record